This is a messenger RNA of Schistosoma intercalatum, 865 nucleotides long. Lineage: Eukaryota; Metazoa; Platyhelminthes; Trematoda; Strigeidida; Schistosomatidae. The record is from the annotation of a GenBank genome assembly.
ACUCGAAGGUCAUUAAUGAAGUGUGGUCAAGCAUCAUAGUAACCUAAAGCUCUACGUUAUUUGUUAUUUUGCUGGUUUCACUGAGAACUGUUUUGUUGCAUUGUUCGCUGUCAAUGUUAUAAAAAUGGACGACACGGUUGGUCCCGCAGCCUAUGUCCUUUUUGAUGAACUAUACACCAAAGAAAAGGUUUUUCGCUCCAUAAUUACCAGCAACAAAACUCUAAAUAUUCGUCUACUGGGCAGAUUUUCUGCAUUCAAAGCUGAUAGCAAUCUGGUUGAACUGUUGUCCCCAUUUCAAGGUGGUGCUAUUCCUUGCGUUAUCGUCAAUGUAAAAUAUCUAACUGAAAACCAGAAACAAUGUUUUUCAAGUCAGACAGCUAAUGAACGCUUGAUACAAUUUAUUGGGGAGUUAAGUAUAUCAGAUGAUAAAAAACACUAUCACCUUACAGCGUUUUCAUUUACCUUUAUGGAUGGUGUGAGUUUGGAUUUAUAUAGAACUGUAACAAAGAUAACUCGAAGUUAUAUUGCCUACUUACCGUCUUUGUGAUUUAUUUUGAAGCUUUUUUGUGUAUAUACUGCAGUUAUUCCUGUUUUUCCUAUGUGGUAAUUCAAUGAUUUGUUGAAACAAUGAAUAGAUUGUGAGUAAAAAAUUAUGUCAUUUUUCUACAUAUUUAUUUGUGAUUGUAUUCGGAAAUCUUCAGAUUGAUCAUAUGGUUUUAAGAGUAAAUGUAAAAUAACGCGAAUUGGUUGGUUUUCGAGUACAGAUAUCUCACUGGAAAUUUCUUAAAAAGUUCAAUUGUACUAAACGAGAUACUUUUGAGUACAUAUGGAUUUACUCUUUAUCUUACUUUAGGUCUUGAGUUCC